This is a messenger RNA of Tuber aestivum (summer truffle), 2815 nucleotides long. The record is from the annotation of a GenBank genome assembly. NCBI's taxonomy places the organism in Eukaryota, Fungi, Ascomycota, Pezizomycetes, Pezizales, Tuberaceae.
ACUGUCAACCUCCAAGACACUCCCGCCCAGAAAUAAGGGUUUUCAAGCCGUGAGAGCCGAAGGAGGAGAAGAAGAGGGAGGAAAGAAGGAGGAAGAGAAGAUAAAUCGGGGGACUGAACAAAACCCAUCCGAUAUCCAUUCCUCAUUUCCUCGCUUGGCCUUAUUUUCCUCGCUGUCAUCCUUCUUCCUCUCACCCCCCCAUCUCUCACCCCCUUCCACCCUUCAUUAGACUACUGCAUUGCAAUUCUUAAGGUAUCGUAUGGUGCUGUACGAGUACUAGUACAGGCUUGUACCUGUUUGUGUAUAAUAUCGAUAGGGUAUUCCAUAACACUGCCGGUACCAAGUUUGGCCGGGGUUUGGUAUUCUCUCUCACACCCCAGCUUACCUCUCCAUAUCGGCAAACAACAACAGCAGCGACAGCACUCUACUAUAUCUUUGUUCAUCAUUCUCAUUCAUCUCCUCCUUUUUCUUUCUAUCUCUCAUUAUUGCCUCUGAUAUCAUCCUCGAAUAUACAUACGCCAGCGGAUAUCGCUGUAUUCAGCCCCACCAGCCCUCCCGCCCUACCGACUGAUUCCACCGCCACCGCUACCACCACCACAAUCACAACCCGUCGAUCUAGAAGACGAGGGCUCGCGGGGAGCCGCCGCUAGCAAUACAGACCAUAUGUGUAGGUCGUUUCUGUCUACCGUUUCACUUCCUCCCUCCAGCCAACUAAAAUUUGCUUAUAUUUUCCUUUAGCUGCGCAUAGCCUCUACGCGUCUGUGCUUAUCCUCCCCAAUCCCCAAUUAUCGAGCCCGGAACACCUUGCUCAAGUGCCACGAGUGAAGGUAGGUCGUUCGACACCGAGCAUCUAAGUCUUGGCUCUCAUUAUCCCCACCCCCUCUGACGUUGUCCGACCUCCACAGAAAAACAUCACUUUCGCUAUCGAUAUCUCUACCAAUAUCCGAACCCUUCACACGGGCGUCGCCUCGCGGGGUGAUGAUAUCUCCGGCUUGCUCUAUGUGCCCAUGGUAAACGAGACUGCAGCAUGCCACGGUAUCUCCUCUGUCCCUGCCAACGUUACGCACAAGGAUGACCUCCCGGAUGCCAUCUACGAUUUGAUUGCCCUCGCGCCAUGGGUAACGAGAAAUUGCAGUACCAGAUAUUUGAAGGCCGCUCAGGUUGAUGCAAGUGUUGUCAAAGGAUUUAUAUUUUAUCUCGACGAUAGGGCUGCGAAGAUUCCCGAGGCGAAGGAUCCCUAUUGGGACGGUGUUCCAUACGAUAGUUUCGAGUUCCCAAUAUAUGCCAUCCCCGGGGGAGAUGGUAUACCCUUGUUGGAAAAGGUUGCCGAGUAUUCCGGGAAUAUGUCCGAGGUUUGGGAAGCCCGGAAUCUAACGUCCUACUAUGAUCCGAGGGACUUUGCUAGGGUUUAUAUGGAGGUGGAUACGGGUAUGUGCGCCUGGGGUGCUGCAUUGGCAUGUACUUAUGUUGUUUCACUAUAGGCCAUCGGAAUCCGUUACCGGGGCUCUGGCUGUUCCUAUUGAUAGUUCUCGGCGUGCUUCUGGGCAUUGUGGGACUGACGUCCUUUAGCAUGCAUAUGCUUCAAUACCGGCAUCUGCAGGGACUUCGCCGUCGAGUUGCAAACGGACAGGUCGAUCUCGAAGCAUUAGGCAUAAAGCGACUCUCUGUCCCACGAAGAAUUCUCGAAAAGUUCCCAAUUCGAAUAUAUGUUCCCGAACCGACAUCUCCUACUGCUCCUGCACCCACCCAUUCCUCGCCGCUAACUCCCCGACCUAUACGACCCGUCUCCAAUCCCCCGAGAACGCCCCCGCCCGUUAGAUAUUUUGCGCCUCCCUCUCCACCUUUACCACCUUCACCUGCGCCUGUGAGACGACGUCAGAGCCAGGACCGGCGGAAUUACUCUGCGUAUGAUACAACUCUCCAACGCGGCUAUUCUCAGUCACAAUGCUCUAUCUGCUUGGACGACUUUAUUCCGCAUUCCACGGCUGUCCGUGAAUUACCCUGUCUUCAUGUCUUCCAUCCCGGUUGCAUCGACCCAUUUCUCGAAACCCAAUCCUCUCUGUGCCCACUAUGCAAGGUUUCAGCGUUACCCAGAGGCUAUGUCCCGCCUCAACUGACCAAUGCUACGGCGCGACGGGAACGGAAUCUUCGGCGGAUGCGGGCUCGGGUGGAUGCCGGCGGUGGCGGUUUGUCUCGGUGGGCCAGAUUUAGGUUCCUCAUAAGUUCAAGUCAGUAUGAAGAGGAAGAGCGUGAUCUCCGAAAUAUUGCAAGAAUGGCGGUAGCACGAAACAGUCCGAUGACCGAAAUGGGUGAAUAUAGUGGAAGAUCGAGCCGAUUGCCUGACGGGCCGAGGGAGUCCCAUGUUAAUAAUGAGCAAGCGGAGGAGAAUAACCGUUCCGGGUGUAUGUUUUCGAUUCAACUUCGUGAGCUUGGUGAUGCUGACAUUCAGUAGGGAGAAAAGCUAUGGGGACAUUGUUUCCUGGCUUUAAGUAGCGCACUGCUACACUAAUAUCAUACUUAAAUAUUGAUCUUUCUUUCGGUAAAAGGGGGUGUCACAUUCUGUCAUUUGAAUUCCUAUUACUAUACCAUUGGAUAACGAGUGGGUCGCUCUUUGGCGCAUGAAUUGUUUCUUAAAAUAUCUCUGGGGUGGGUUGAGUGCAUGGGAAUUCUGGCGUUUUUUUGUUUUCCAUUGUCCAUUUUUUUCUUUUCUUUACACGUCUGGCGGAUGGGGUUGAAUUUGCAUGAAUUUGGCUGGCGGUCGAUCGGGAAUGGUGUUCAUGUCACUAGGCAAUAUACCACGAUGGAAUUUGUAUCC